This is a messenger RNA of Octodon degus (degu), 1288 nucleotides long. RefSeq names its product armadillo repeat containing 7 (gene Armc7). Bases 271 to 867 code for a protein of 198 amino acids. Gene Ontology annotation, molecular function: protein binding. Lineage: Eukaryota; Metazoa; Chordata; Mammalia; Rodentia; Octodontidae. The transcript is spliced from 3 exons. The record is from RefSeq and is a predicted model, not a curated record.
CGAAGACUGGCUGGCUGGCCGCCCUCCUCCGUGGUUUCGCCUUCCCCCGCAAAGCCGCUAGAGUAUCUCCUGUGACUCAGUUUUGAUUUUCAAACCCAGCUCUUAGAAGAUCCUAAAGCUCUCCAGCCCUGUUCCCACAGCCCAUUUCCAGCUGCGCCUUACUACGGUCUAAACCCAUUUACCCCCGGGUCCGUCCUUGCUGCGUCGGGUGGAGGGCCGGGUGAGGUUCGUGCCCUGCUGUCGCGCCUCCCCUUCUCGCUCCACCCGACCAUGGCCCAGAAACAGAAGGUGGAGCCUCACGUCGGACGGCUCGGGUACCUGCAGGCGCUGGUCACCGAGUUCCAGGAGACUGAGAGCCAAGAUGCCAAGGAGCAAGUCCUCGCCAACCUUGCCAACUUCGCCUAUGACCCCAGCAACUACCAGUAUCUGCGGCAACUGCAAGUCCUGGAUUUAUUCCUCGAUUCGCUGUCGGAAGAGAAUGAGAGCCUGGUAGAAUUUGCUAUUGGGGGCCUCUGCAACCUGUGUGCCGACAGGGCCAACAAGGAGCACAUCCUGCAGGUGGGUGGCAUCCCACUCAUCACCAACUGCCUGUCCAGCCCCAAUGAAGAGACCGUGUUGUCAGCUGUCACCACGCUCAUGUACCUGAGCUCACCAGGUGCUGGCUCCCACCCCGAGCUCACCUCCUUGCCCGUGGUCCAGUGCAUGCUGCGCUUCUCUCUCUCAGCCAACACGAGGCUCCGGAACCUGGCCCAGAUCUUCCUGGAGGACUACUGCUCCCCGACCCAGGUGGCUGAAGCCCGCAGCUGGCAAGCCCACUCUGCCCUGGGUAUCCCCCUGCCAAGGACUGAGGCCCCCCAGCAGUCCUGAUCAUGGGGGCCCCAAGGUCUCAGCACCUUUAUUCUGCAGACCAAGUCCUGCUGGGGGCGCAGGAAGCAAGGAGCAGUCCACCCCAGUGCUGCCUGCCCAGCAUCUCCAAGGUGGUUCAGCAUGCCAGGUACCCUUGCUGGGAUGAAAAGGCACUAGGAGUGGGGAGGCCAGAUGUGGAGCUGGUGCCACCUUCAUGCUGCACCCCAAAAGGCCCACCUGCUGCCACCCUUUGGCACAUACCAGUAUAAUAAGCAGCUGUUUCCUGGUUUAGGAGAGUUGCCUGCACCUGAGUAAGAGGUUGCGCCCUGACAGCAGUAUCCAGAGUAAUUCUGAGAGACUCGGGUUCAAUCUCCAACACCACAAAAAUAAAUUAAAACCACCUUGAUUACACCUGUAAUUCCAGCAGUUUGGGAGGCUGAGG